Molecule: messenger RNA, 398 nt
Organism: Ambispora leptoticha
Lineage: Eukaryota; Fungi; Glomeromycota; Glomeromycetes; Archaeosporales; Ambisporaceae
Source: the annotation of a GenBank genome assembly
GUCCUGUCAUAUGUCAAGCAGAUUCAAGACUAAAAUAUAUCAACUGUGUAUUUUUAAACAGAUCUUUACAAGAAGCAAAAGAAAGAGAACCAGAUGAUAUAGAUCUUAUAGCAGCAAUCUGCUCAGCAAAAAAUUUAGACGAAGAAAUAUUCAAAAUGUUAUUAUUAUUUAGACAAGUAAGAGAAGCACUUUUAGCAGUUAAAGACAACAUCUCAGAUAAGGUUUUACAAAACUGGCGAGAAAAGGCAAUGAUAACUAAACUGAACUCUGGCUCUAUUGACUACUUGGCAAAUAUGAGCUUAAAGGAAAUAACUAGAGAAAAAAAUAAGAUGGAAAUCAUAAAAGAAUCCCCAGAUAUAUUCUUGAUAGAGAAAAAAUCUAAUACAGAGAAGAAAUAA